Molecule: messenger RNA, 1197 nt
Organism: Prorocentrum cordatum
Lineage: Eukaryota; Dinophyceae; Prorocentrales; Prorocentraceae
Source: the annotation of a GenBank genome assembly
AUGCACUCUUGGUCUUGGAGACAGCAGCGCCCCAUCAGCCAGCCGAGGACGCCCCGCGGUAAGGGAGGGCAGAAGGGCAAAGGUGAUGGACCCCCUCAGCGCUCCAAGGCGCUACGUGGCUUCCUAUCUCGGAUUGUCCCCGUGUCUCGUGCUGCCAUCGGGAACCCGCCGCAGAAGCCCUGGUCCGACACCUUCGAAGCGGCCCCGACAGACCCCGCUCAGGUCAAGGAUUUCAAGGCUCGUGUGUACAGGAAGAUGGACCAGAUCGAGGCUCUCGCACUUAGCGCUCACGACGCGGGCAAGUGUAGACAUUCUUUGGUGACAUAUAUUUUAGUGCUGAAACUUAUGGCCCAGUCGUGCGACGAGAUAUCGGUCCAGCUUGGAAAGAUCAAGUCGAUGCGGGACGUCUCCAAUUACAAGCUACGAGCAGUACGUGACAAGCUUGCUCAUCUCCAGAAUGAGGAGCCACAGCUGCUUCGUGAUCUCGACAACAUCAACCUGCUUUACAUGGAAUGUAAGGAUUUGGAGCAGUGCGAGCUCGAGGAGGAGGGCGCCGAGGACGACAUGGAGUGGGCGGCCACUGGCGCAGCGGGAGUAGGCCCUCGCCCUGGCGCCCGCGCUUGGCAGCAGCCCCUCCAGGCGGCCCCACCUCCGCAGGAGCGUGCGCCUGCCUUCGGCGCUCAGCCUGGCUACGUCCCGCCGCCGCCUGAGCACGCCAUCGGCGCUGGGCCCCCGCCUGCGACGAAUGUCAUCGGGAGGUUGAACGUCCAGCCCAGGUGCCCGGGGCCUCCUACGCCGCCGCCUGCGCAGCCCGACCCGCCGACUCCUGCUCCAGCGACGCCGAAGGCACCAGAGACGCUGCCCGGCUCCUGGCCGACGCCCUCGCCUCAGGCCAGGCAGGAAGUCAAGGAGGAGCUCGACCCCGCGCAGAUCCCUGCGCCUCGCGCGCUCGAGCCGAUUUCGCCCACUCAGACGAUGGCGCGAGGAGGCGCCUGCGGGGAGGACCCUUUGGUGACGGCCCCGACUUACUCGGCCACGAAUCUGAUCGUCGCCCCAGAUUCGCAAACCACCGCGGACGGGGCGACCCAGCUGUCAAACGCUGUGGCCAAGAUCGAGGAGGCUUGCAGUUGCCCAGCAGACGGGGUUGAGCGUGGCGAUGCAGAGCAGAGCCGCAGCUGGCUCCAGCGCUUCGCGUAG